Molecule: messenger RNA, 873 nt
Organism: Dujonia railenensis
Lineage: Eukaryota; Fungi; Ascomycota; Pichiomycetes; Serinales; Debaryomycetaceae
Source: the annotation of a GenBank genome assembly
AUGGCAGGCGAACCUAUCGAAGACGAAGAUGCGUACCUCUACGGGUCCGAAGACGAAGCUGAACAACCCAUAAAGAAAAAGAGAAAGACGGAAACAAGCGCAGAAGACGAUGACAUUGACUAUGAUGAGACUGAAGAUGGCAAGGGCGAGACGAAGGCAUCCAGUGCUGAGGCUAACGAUAAGGAAGGGGACGACGAUGAGGACGAAUCUGGAUCCGGAGAAGAUGAAUCAGACUCGGACUCAGACAUAGAGUUUGUUAUUGGAGAAAGUGCUCCUAAGAAGGCAGCCACCACCACCAUAACGUCCGAAGAGGAUGGCGCCCAGGCAGCUGGUGCAGACUCAAACACAACUACUAUCAUUGCCAAAGACCAGGAAUCGACUAUAGAUAUAAACAAGGUGGCAGAGCUCGAUGGAAAACCACUUACUCAAGUAGACCUUGAGACACUUGCAAACAAGCCAUGGAGGAUCCCAGGUGCUGACAUAUCGGACUACUUCAACUACGGGUUUGACGAGUUCACCUGGACCGCCUACACGUGCAAGCAGGACAAGUUACGUGGAGAAUUCAAUCCCCAGAAGCUUAUGGCACAGCUUCUCAAUAGCAAUGGACCAGGUGGGAAGCCACCAGGAGGACCAGGGGGCAAGAACAUGCCUCCUCCACCCUUGGGCAUGAUGCCAGGGAUGCCAGGGAUGCCCCCAGGGAUGCCACCAAUGGGUAUGAUGCCCGGUAUGAACAUGCCAGGGAUGCCACCGGGAAUGCCUCCGAUGCCCAACAUGGCUAAUAUGCCUAACAUGCCCAACAUGCCCAACAUGCCAAACAUGGCCAACAUGGCCAACUUUAUGAAUAACAGAGGUCCUAUACCGCCCAAGAAGUAG